AUGCAUUUCAUUGCUCUCUCAAUCCCAUUCCUUCUUUCAACCACAACCCUAUCCCACGCCUCUCCCACGAGGAACAGUACCAAGAUCAAUACUACCACCGGACUCCUCCAGCCCAACGCCUCCAGCUUGCCCCUCGGAGCCAUAAUCACCCACUGUACCAUUCCUGGCACUAUCGCCCUCACUUUUGACGAUGGCCCGUACAUCUAUACAUCCCAGCUGCUAGAUACUCUCGCUCAACAUAGCGUAAAAGCAACCUUCUUUCUCAAUGGCCAUAACAGAGGAAGCAUCGAUGCCGCCCCCGAGAUAGUGAAGCGUACAUUGGCGGAAGGACACCAAGUGGGAUCUCAUACGUGGAACCACCCCUCUCUCGACACUCUUCCAUACGAAGAAAUCGUGCAUCAAAUGACGAUUCUUGAAGAAGCCUUCGUGCGCAUCCUAGGCUUCUGGCCGACAUACAUGCGCCCUCCGUUCCUCAGACAUACCCCCGUCGUGCUCGGUGCCAUGGCCGAUCUUGGAUACCAUGUUAUUGGGGCUAGUGUUGAUACGAAGGACUACGAGAAUGAUAAUCCUGACACGAAUUGGAUUAGCUUCGAGAAGUUCUCGAGGGAGGUUGAUGCUGGUGGCACGAUUGUGUUGGCGCAUGAUUCGCAUCAGUAUACGGUCGGGAUGUUAGCGGAUAAUAUGCUUGCUGACAUUGAGAGGAGGGGGUUAAAUGCUGUCACUGUUGGCGAGUGUCUUGGUGAUUCGUCUGAGUAUUGGUAUCGUGAUAGGAGGUAG
Messenger RNA from Penicillium coprophilum, 777 nucleotides. RefSeq names its product chitin deacetylase. The coding region runs from base 1 to 777 and encodes 258 amino acids. The record is from RefSeq and is a predicted model, not a curated record. Lineage: Eukaryota; Fungi; Ascomycota; Eurotiomycetes; Eurotiales; Aspergillaceae. Gene Ontology annotation, biological process: carbohydrate metabolic process. Gene Ontology annotation, molecular function: hydrolase activity, acting on carbon-nitrogen (but not peptide) bonds. The transcript has 3 exons.